Petromyzon marinus (sea lamprey) is the source of this 5560-nucleotide messenger RNA. The record is from RefSeq and is a predicted model, not a curated record. Lineage: Eukaryota; Metazoa; Chordata; Hyperoartia; Petromyzontiformes; Petromyzontidae.
CACAAAGAGAGGGGAGGGGGAAACUGGACCCGAGCGAGGAGGAGGAGGGAGAGAGAGAGCGAGCGAGAGAGAGGAGGCAGUCGCUUGGAAGAGGAGCGCUCAAACGCGCACCGCACAGCGCAGCUAUCGCUCGCCAUCGCCACGCAAUCGCUCCAGUCCACCCCUGCAGAUUUCGUUGGCAGUGGCUCGCUCAGUUUGCUUCGAACGCUGCUCAAAAGCAGCGGCCAGAGAGAGAGAGAGGGAGGGAAAGAACGGUCGCAGUCAGCUACUGGGAGACGUUCGUCGGCGUCAAGCCAUGACGACGGAGGACGGGGCUGACUCCGAGCAGCAGAAGAAGCAGCAGCAAGAGGCCAAGCAGCAGCAGCAGGCGCAGCAGCAGCAGGCGCAGCAGCAGCAGGCGCAGCAGCAGCAGGCGCAGCAGCAGCAGGCGCAGCAGCAGCCACUUGUGGAGGACGGGGCGCACGCAGACGCAGCCGCCACCACCGUGGUACCGGACGCUGAGGAACUCAAGAAGAGCAAGGCGGCCGAGCACUCGGAAGCCAGGGAUAAAAGCGAGCAGCAGUUCCUGUCCGAGGACGAGCAGGCGUCCGAAAAGACGGGCACUCCGAGCAGAACGAGCCGGUCGCCCCACAAGGCCCCCAAGCCCAAGGCCAUGGCGUUCCGCGUGCUCCUGCUGGACGGCACGGAGUUCGUCAGCGAAGUCGAGAAAAAUGCCAAGGGGCAUGAGAUGAUCGAUUUGGUCUGUGACCACCUCAACCUCCUAGAGAAGGACUACUUUGGGCUGGCCUACAGGGACUCCAGUGAGCAGAAGGUAACGGCAGGGAAGCCAGCCAAACCCGAGAACUGGCUAGACCCUGCCAAGGAAAUCAGAAAGCAGAUCAGAAGCGGUCCCUGGGUGUUUUCCUUCAACGUGAAGUUCUAUCCCCCUGACCCCUCGCAGCUGAGCGAAGACAUCACGAGGUACUACCUGUGCCUGCAGCUGCGAGAGGACAUCCUGCGGGGGCGGCUGCCCUGCUCGUUCGUGACGCACGCUCUGCUCGGCUCGUACGCCGUGCAGGCCGAGCUGGGCGACUUCGACCCCGAGGAGCACGCGGGCGACUACGUCUCCGAGUUCCGCUUCGCGCCCAACCAGACGCGCGAGCUCGAGGACAAGGUCGUGGAGCUGCACAAGACGCACAGAGGAAUGACGCCGGCCGAGGCUGAGCUUCACUUCCUGGAAAAUGCCAAGAAGCUGUCCAUGUACGGGGUGGACCUCCACCAUGCCAAGGACUCUGAGGGUGUGGACAUCAUGCUGGGCGUGUGCGCAAACGGGCUGCUCAUCUACCGAGACCGUCUGCGCAUCAACCGCUUUGCCUGGCCAAAGAUUCUCAAGAUCUCUUACAAGCGCAGCAACUUCUACAUCAAGAUUCGUCCCGGGGAGUUUGAACAGUUCGAGAGCACCAUCGGCUUCAAACUGCCCAACCACCGCGCGGCCAAGCGGCUGUGGAAAGUGUGCGUGGAGCAUCACACCUUCUUCAGGCUGGUGUCCCCCGAGCCGGCUCCCAAGGGGCGAUUUCUGACGCUGGGCUCCAAGUUCCGCUACUCGGGGCGGACCCAGGCGCAGACGCGGCAGGCGAGCACCCUGAUCGACCGGCCGGCGCCCAGCUUCACCCGCUCCUCCAGCAAGCGCUACACGCUCUCCCGCUCACUCGACGGGGCGCCGAUUGGGAGCAGCCAAGAGGGCCUGUCGCUGGUCAGUGCUCCCGAGACGGCGCCGGCCCCGGACUCGCCCGCCUACUCUGUGUCCACUACGGCGUCCUCCACGCAGCAGCAGCAGCAGCAGCCAGGCCAUCACGACGCUGGCAGCCCCACCGCCAACGACAAGACGGCCGGCCAGCACGAAAAAAACGUGGCCUCCGACAAACACUCCGCCGCCACCACCACCACUGUCAUCACCGCCGCCACGGCCGCCACCGCCACUUUCAUGGAAAAGGAAAAGGCGACCGUGAGCAGCUCGGUGGUCGUCACGGAGACAGUGGUCAGCGAUAGCACGUUCACUGCCAGCGAGGAGAGGAAGCAGGAGUCGGAGAUGAGGGAGGAGGACGGCGCGGUCCCCGAACACGAGAAGGGCCUGGACAAGUCGCAGGAAGAAGUGGUGAAGCACCUGGCGACCAUCAGCGAGCUGAAGCGCAGCUUCCUCGAGUCGUCGCCCGAGCCGUCCCCUCCCGCCUGGGACCACCGCCUGGCCGCGGCGUCCUCACCCUCCCGCUCCGCCGCGGACAAGGAGGCCGAUGACAAGCCACCGGCAGCGGACGGCACCAGGAAGUCUGACGCUCCAGAAGAUCGCACGGAGGAGACAAAGUUUGUGUUCUCCUUUAAGACUCCCCAUUCGCAGGAUGACGCUAACAAGGGCUUGGAGGACUGGGUCCUGGUAGAGAAUGCUCAGUGUAAAGUGGAAGAGCGGGCACACGAUGACGAUGACGGCGACGGUGGCGACGCCCCUCCGGCCCUAGACGCUCUGCGGAGCGCGGCGGCCGAGUUAGCCGCCGCGCUAGACCGCCCGCCGCCCACGACCCACGCCACGGCGCGCUCGCACGACACGGAGGCCUUCGCCAGCCCGCUCAAGAGUAAGCUCGUUCGUGGCGCUAAGGUGGACGCAUCCCCCGCCGAGGAAGAUCUCACGUUCUCUCCUUCUGAACAUCCUCUUGCCGACCUCCUUGAGACCGUUGAAUUCUCUCAGAUGCUCAAGUCUGAGGUUAAGGAAGCCACGGAGGUCGUCACCAGCAGCAGCGUGAGCAGCAGCAGCAGCAGCAGCGCCAGGGUGGUGCGGGAGAUGGUCGUCGAGGAGAAGAAGAUUUCCAAGUCGCUCGUGGAAGGCGCGUCGAUUGCCGUCGCCUCCGUGACGCUCACGGUCGGCAAGGCGGGCGGCGGCGGCGGCGGUGGCGACGACGACGAGCCGCGCGACAAGGGCGAGUCCCCGUCCGGCAGGCCAGAACCCGCACCACGAGCCACCGCCGGUACCGCUGCCGCCGCCGCCGCCGCCGCCGCCACCGGCGGCAGCGGCAACGCGGCAAAAGAAUCGGCGAGGUCCUCGCUUCCGGCAGACGCGGCCGUCGCCGCGGCGAUGGUCGGGGCUACCGCCGCCGCGGCCAAGGCGGCAGCGGCCUCCUCGUCCCCGGAGGAAAGCCCUGCCGGGGACGCCAAGGAUGGCAAGGACACGUCGGAGGAGGAGGAGGAGCCAAAGACAAACGGAGACAUGUCCGACUCGGACGACGAGGACCAUGGGGAGUUUGAGCCUCCCGUUGUGAAGACGGAGAGCGUGAGCUUCAGCGAGGUGGUGAGGGCUGACGUGACGGAAAUCUCCACCAAGGAGGUGCCCCUCGUGCACACGGAGACGAAGACCAUCAGCUACCAGACCGUGCAGUCGGACGGCGCCAAACACGUGGAGCUGGGGGGCCCGCUGCUGAGCACCGUGCAUGGCACCGCCACGGAGGCCAUGGCCAGCAGCAGCAGCACCAGCAGCACCACCACCACCACCCACAUCACCAAGACGGUUAAGGCAGGCGUCACCGAGACACGGAUUGAGAAGCGGAUCGUCAUCACGGGAGACAGCGACCAGGACUACGACGAGAAACUGUCCAAAGCCCUGAAGGAGGCCAAGGAGCAGACGGAGACCACCAUGACCAAGCUGGUCGUGCACCAGGAAUCGGAGCACGCCAAGGAGGGUGGCAAGGAAUAGAGGGAGCCGAAUUUUGAACCGACUCUCCUUCAUCUUGGAUUGGAGGCCUUUACAGUGGCAGAGGGGGAAAGAAACAACCUCACCUUUCUGUAAUGCCAGUCCCCCCCCCCCCAUUACCUUUGACCAACUGUAGGAGUCUUGACCACUGUUUCAGCUCGAGAGCCGAGUGACCACUACAAAAAAAUGAAUGCGAGGAAAACCUGAAAACGGUCGGUCGUCUUUGCCGGCCAUUAGUUAGAGGCCUCCGUCUCUGUGCUUUAACCCAGUUAGCAAAUAAGUUUAUAAGAAAUUCUAAAGACUAAAAUAAAAUGCCCCAUCUGCCCUCCCCCGUCACCAUGCCCCAAGCAUGCUAGCUAUUAAUCAUUAGCUGUAAAGGACCAAUGAACAUUGGGUAGGUUAUUUUGAAAUUCUGUGUGUGCUGUAGCUCAUUGGGAGCAGCUGGUAACAUUCUAAGGUAUUGACAUCGACACAUGCAAAUGUUGAUGUUUUAUCCAUUGCUUUUAUUCAAUACAUUGAGUUAAAAUGUUAAAGCCCACGAGGUGAAGUUUUUAAAAUGGUCAAAACUUGAACGAGUAGGGGUCCAGAAAAAAUUAUGCAUGUUUUAAAAUAUGAAUGAAGCUAUUGGAGCCAAAUGCAGGAAAAUGUUGAGCAUUUUUGUUUUUCAAUCUUCUCAAUACAGGAGCAAGGUUGUAAAUGAAGGGAAAAAUUAGUGCCUAAAAUAUAAUCAAACUUUUGUCACGCAGUUAUACAAAGUAAGCAAACCUGCCACUUUACCACUAUUCCAUUGCAUGCCUUGAGCCGUUAUGCCUGGGCAAAAAAAAUAAAAAGUGGAUUGGUGCCAGUCUGGUCGACAACCCAGAAACCAACACAUACGCCACUACUGCUGCGGUUUUUUCACGGCUUUGCUGUAUAGCUCUCCUGUGUGUUCUCAGUCUACCGCGUGCUUCUGCACAAUUUAAUUUCUGCAAAACAAUGUGACAACCAGAAAAUACAGUGGAGCUAAAUAUAUAUACACUGCCAUUCAUUUGGGAUCCACACACACAGAUGGCUAACUCCCAAAUAGAAUAACCACCGUGUUGUGCAACAGAAAAAUGUAUAUUUAAAUUACUGCAUGGAUCAGGAGCCGUUGUAAGAGUUGGACAAGAUAAGCUAUGGCUUAUUUGGCCUACUUUGGUCAUACAAUGGUACUACUGAUACCAAUUACAGUAGGCCCCAUGUCUUGCUAUGCUUUUACAUUUGACCACUCGGCCUGUGGAUUGGGCCACAAUUGGCUCAAUCAUUGAAAUGGCCCACAGCUAUGCUGUAGCAAAUGAAGUGUUGAUUAAUAGAAAAGGGCGUUAACUUAAAACACCUAUUUGGUGUUUGUAAUUUUAAAAAGGAAUGUAACUGUGAACAUGAAGGUGGUUUGGAAGUGGGAUAAAAAAAAAUGAUUUUUUUGUCUUAAUUUUGUUUGUGCCAUGUUUAGAUACAAUUGUUUUUCAUUGUUUUAACCUGAUACAGUAACGUAAUAUUGUAAUACGUAAUGUUUACUUUAGUUUAUUGACAACUGUUGUGCUAAAUGUUACCGGUGAACAAAGCUAUACAUAGAAAUAAGGGAUAUUUUAAUUCUAGUUUUGAUUCUAAGGUUGAAGAAAUUGUCCGGUUUGUUUGCCUACUAUGCUUUGCGCAAAUGGCAAGAAUGUUCUGCGGAUUGAAUUGUUUUAAAAAGGGAAUUUCACUGCUCACCGCAAAACAAUGUGCUUCGAUAGUGUUCUUCAAACAAAGUCAUUCAAUACCUUUAGAAUGUCACCCCGUGUUGGUGUAAUAGUCCUGUACCUGCAAAAUAAACACUGUGUAUUGCUU